Messenger RNA from Myxocyprinus asiaticus (Chinese sucker), 4910 nucleotides. Its product is annotated as WD repeat-containing protein 48-like. The transcript is spliced from 19 exons. The coding region runs from base 48 to 2081 and encodes 677 amino acids. The record is from RefSeq and is a predicted model, not a curated record. Gene Ontology annotation, molecular function: ubiquitin binding. Lineage: Eukaryota; Metazoa; Chordata; Actinopteri; Cypriniformes; Catostomidae. Gene Ontology annotation, biological process: double-strand break repair via homologous recombination; protein deubiquitination.
GCGUCAUCCCCCGGAAGUGACGCAGUCUGUUAUCGUCAACAAGCAAGAUGUCGUCCCAUCACAGGCAGAACGCAGCAGGAAGGAGGAAAAUCCAGGUUUCCUAUGUGAUUAGAGAUGAGGUUGAGAAGUACAGUCGUAAUGGUGUUAAUGCUCUUCAGUUGGAUCCCACUCUAAAUAGACUGUUUACUGCCGGCCGAGAUUCCAUAAUCAGGAUAUGGAGUGUCAAUCAACACAAACAGGACCCUUAUAUCGCUUCAAUGGAGCAUCACACAGACUGGGUGAAUGACAUCAUCCUCUGCUGCAAUGGAAAAACAUUGAUAUCAGCCUCCUCGGACACCACAGUGAAAGUUUGGAAUGCACACAAGGGAUUCUGCAUGUCUACGUUACGGACACAUAAGGACUAUGUCAAAUCCUUAGCAUAUGCAAAGGACAAGGAGUUGGUGGCUUCAGCCGGACUGGACAGGCAGAUCUUCCUGUGGGAUGUGAACACACUGACAGCUCUGACCGCCUCGAAUAACACAGUCACUACUUCCUCAUUGAGUGGAAAUAAGGACUCCAUCUACAGUCUGGCCAUGAAUCAGACAGGAACAGUUAUCAUCUCAGGAUCUACAGAGAAGGUCUUGAGAGUUUGGGAUCCACGAACGUGUGCCAAAUUAAUGAAGUUAAAAGGCCACAAGGACAAUGUCAAAUCAUUGUUACUAAACAGAGACGGCACUCAAUGUCUCUCUGGUAGUUCAGAUGGUACGAUACGAUUGUGGUCUCUCGGCCAACAACGAUGUAUCGCCACGUACCGAGUCCAUGAUGAGGGAGUGUGGUCCCUGCAGGCGAAUGAGGUGUUCACACACAUGUACUCGGGCGGACGGGACCGAAAGAUUUACUGCACAGACCUGCGUAACCCUGACAUUCGUGUGCUAAUAUGUGAAGAGAACGCUCCCGUUCUGAAGAUGGAGUUGGACCGAUCAGCAGAUCCUCCUCAAGCCAUUUGGGUGGCCACAACUAAAUCAUUUGUGAACAAAUGGUCUCUAAAGGGAAUGCAUAACUUUAGAGCAUCUGGGGACUUUGACAACGACUGCAGUGCCCCUUUAACUCCAUUGUGCACACAGCCAGAGCAGGUCAUCAAAGGUGACACCAGCAUCGUUCAGUGUCAUAUUCUCAAUGACAAGAGACACAUCCUCACCAAAGACACCAAUGACAGUGUGGCAUUCUGGGAUGUGCUAAAAGCUUGUAAGGGGGAAGACCUGGGGAAAGUAGACUUUGAAGAGGAAAUUAAAAAGCGGUUCAAGAUGGUCUAUGUGCCCAACUGGUUUUCUGUAGAUCUCAAAACAGGAAUGCUGACUAUUACGCUGGAUGAAAGUGAUUGCUUUGCAGCUUGGGUGGCUGCUAAAGAUGCAGGUUUUACAAGUCCAGAUGGUUCUGACCCUAAACUAAAUCUGGGUGGGCUGCUCCUGCAGGCACUGUUGGAGUUCUGGCCCAGAACUCACAUAAACUCAGUGGAAGAAGAGGAAAACGAGCCUAACCAUGUAAACGGCGAACAGGAGAGUCGAGUACAGAAGGGCAACGGCUAUUUCCAGGUUCCUCCACACACUCCUGUCAUCUUUGGUGAAGCAGGCGGAAGAACGCUGUUUAGGUUAUUAUGUCGCGAUUCUGGGGGAGAGACUGAGUCCUUGUUACUGAAUGAAACUGUACCUCAGUGGGUUAUUGAUAUCACUGUAGAUAAAAACAUGCCAAAAUUCAACAAGAUUCCUUUUUACCUCCAGCCACAUUCAUCAUCUGGAGCCAAAACUCUUAAAAAGGAUCGUCUGUCUGCCAGUGACAUGCUGCAGGUGCGUAAAGUGAUGGAACACAUUUAUGAGAAGAUCAUCAACCUCGACACUGAGUCACAAACCCCCAGCUCUUCAGCCAAUGAAAAGCCAGGAGAGCAGGAGAAAGAGGAAGACGUGGCAGUGAUGGCCGAAGAGAAGAUUGAGCUUAUGUGUCUGGAUCAGGUUUUGGAUUCUAACAUGGAUCUCAGGACUGUUAAGCAUUUUAUCUGGAAGAGUGGAGGAGAUCUGACCCUUCAUUAUAAACAGAAAUCCACGUGAGAGCAAAUGACCACUCUGACUGCUGUAGAGACUCCGGUCAAAUUUAACACGCUUUUCUCCCACUCCAAAAGAAGCGUCCUAGAGUCUGCUUGUCACCUGUGAGGAAUGUUUUUGUCUCUUCUCAUUGUGCAGACACAAAACAGAGAACCAGGAAGAGAGAUCUGUUGAAGGUUAAAGGCUAAGAUGGGCCACAGAUUGACACGGUAACUGCGACGAGCAGUAAACUAGACAUUGUAAUUUGUACAGGCCUUUUUCUGCCUUUCCUUGACAUUUUCCUUUAUUUUUGCCAUUUUUGUUUUUACUGUUGGUUAUGUUGUGUCCUGUUUAACAAGCAUCAUGAUGAUGUUAUAAUGAUGUGUGCGUGUGCAUAUGUGGACUCGCUAUGUGAGAAAUCACUUCACUGCACACCAGUACUUCCAUUCUCAAACAUUCCAAAGACUUUAAAGUCUAAACAAAUUCCGAAAAUGAUGUAAUCAUUUACCCCCUCAAGCCCGCCCCCAUCCCUGAUUGUGACCAUUUUGAAGGGUUUGAAUUUAUUGUUGCAAAUACACCAAUUAAAUUCACCAGGGUUUGAAUUUAUUGGCGCAACUAAAGAAUGAUUAUAAAGUAAAACCUUUCUUUUCUUGAUUUAAUAUAAGUUCUUAACAUAUUCUUGGGGCUGUUUUUGAAUAAACUUUUUUCUUGUUGGAAUCACAAAGCCAAUUCCUGUUUUCUUUGUGCACAUAAAUCCAUCUUUUAAAAGUGUGGAAGUUAAAUAUCACUAGCGCAUUUGUCGUUGGAGACACUUUCUAAACGGAUAUUUCUAAGCAGAAUUUAUUUCAUUUCUGUGUAUCAGUGCAUAUCGUCAUACAAUGGGAAAUCCUGGGAAAUCUGACCCAGACCUUGACAAAUAAAGGCAAUAAGACUGAAUUUCCAUUGGAAUAAAAGUUCAAACAUUGGAUGUUGUUUCACUCUUGCUGUUUGUAAGUUUCAUUUAUCACAUUUCAUAGAGGUGUGGUUCUGAAAUGCAGGAUUUCCUCUUUUUUUUUUUUUUUUUUUUUUUGCCACAGUUCAUAUUUCAUAUUAAAAUCAAAAGGAAAACAUCAAUUUCACAAAAGGAUUAAGUCUUAUUUUAGGAACAUAAAGUUUUUUUUUUUUUUUUUAACAGUUGAGUGUGUGAACAUGCACAAUCUUACACCGAUUAUGCUUAAUAAGACGAAAACCUGUGGUCAUACAAACAGGUUUCCUUUAUGGUCAUAAACGGUCAACACGAAGAUUUUAGCCCAUUAUUAGCCCGAUAAUGUAUUGCAUGUAAACACCUUUACCGGAAUGUGCGCAGUUGUGAGCACGUUUUGAUGUCACAAGCAAAGAAUAAUCUGAUGAUUUCAAAUCUCACGUAAAUGCAUUUUCUUGUGUUGUCUAAGCACACACAUUUGUGACAUUGGGCACUAUUUUUGUGAGUGCGCACGCUCCGACCAUGCACAGCGUCUUAUCCAAUUUUCGUGCUAGCGCAAAGCGCAAGUGGUCGUGGGUGGGAGUGUUUGCGCUGCUGUGGGUGUAUUUAAUGUAAAUGAAGUGGCGCAAGGGAGUUUAAGCAUUCCGCUGCGCUUAACGCUUGUGCUCUUAAAAUAGGGCACAUUAUUUUCAUGACACUUAAACACAGUUUCCCCCCAAAUUCUAAUUUCUGUAACAUGGGGAAACUGAUAUUUUAUCAGCAUUUAAACAUCAUGUUGCACUGAAUUUGCACUUAAAAAAACAAAUUAUAAUAAUUUUGUCUGGAUAGGAAAAUUUUCAUUGUAUUAUAGAGAAUGAGAAUUAUUAAGAAUAAAGAUACAUUACUAAAUACAAAAAAUGGGCUUCAUUUUUUAUUAGUGCAAAAAACUUUUUGGGGUCAAAUAUGACCUGGAAAAAAAAUUUGAUUAAAAAAUAAAAAAAAAUAAAAACCCAGGCACAGUUUAUAUUAUGUUGUGAAAACAAUACAUAAAGCACAAAUAUUAAACCAUGAUUAUAUGAUGUAAACAACAAAUACUGGUUAAAAAAAGUAAAUGUGUGAACCUUCCUCUUUAUGUAGACCAUGAUACAUGCACUUCCUUUUCUGAAUUAUUCCCACAAUCUCUGGAUUUAGUAUGAGUUCUCGCAAGUGAUAUCUUCAAACAGAGCACAGAAGGGAAAGGAUCGUUUAAACGUGUAAUAUAAGAGUUUACAAAAAGAUCAAGAGGCAAAGUACUAUAUGACAACACUAGAGCAUUUUCUGAUAUAGCUAUUCAGUUACAUGUACUAGUUAUACUCAAAAUAAUUAUUUCAAUUUCCAAAUCAGACUUCACACUUUCUGAUUUUACAUUGACAAAAUGAAUUGCAAUUGUAAUCUACACACUUACCUAUCUUGUUCUCAUUAAAAGCCUCAAAUAAUCUAAAAUAGUUCUGCUCUCAAUUAAAAUUCUGUAUUCAUCUACUCGCACUCGAUGUUGCUCCAAACCUGUGUGAUUUUCUUUUUCCGUGGAAUGUAAAAGGAGUUAUCUAGCUGAAUGUCCCAGCUGCUCUCUUGCAUACAAUGAAAGUGGAUGGUGACCAGUGGCUGUCAAGGUCCAAAAAUGACAAAUAAGUAUCCUGUCAUCAAAAGGCAAAACACAGCGACUACAUCUUUUGUCAAAACUUAAUUAUCAGUAAUUACUGAAGUCAGGUUUCGUAGACCAUCUGUCCUGUGACAGAUGGGGUUGGCUCAAUUAUGCUCAGAUUCAGAAUUUACUGCGUUUUUCUUUUAUAUGGCAGUACCGUAAAGAAUGUGUCACUAUUUGUCAAAGUCAUAUUAUAUGGUUAUUUUUAUUCUUUUUUAAACUUAGCCACUGGUCA